Molecule: messenger RNA, 360 nt
Organism: Penicillium nucicola
Lineage: Eukaryota; Fungi; Ascomycota; Eurotiomycetes; Eurotiales; Aspergillaceae
Product: Zinc knuckle domain containing protein
Exons: 1
Coding region: 1-360 (119 amino acids)
Source: RefSeq, a predicted model, not a curated record
AUGGACUUCGCCGAGGAGCGUGACCGCGGAAGGAGUCAAAAUGAAGGACUGGCAUCGUUCUCUGAGUAUAGGGAGCCUGCCAGGGAGAGAUCUGAGUCAGUUAGAACGACAGGCAGGCGUAGCGCUCUGCACCCUGAGCCGACAGUGCCAGUUCAGUCAGGUAUAGCCGUUGCGCCAGUUGCGCAACUCGCGUCUAUCCAGCAGCAGCAGAUGCCGUAUUUCUCCCCUCUGCUUACUCCAGGGACGUUAGGAGCGCCGUACUUUGACGGGUCUGACGCUACCCUGUUCCUGGAGAAGUUACAGGAGACAUGUCGUCGCUGUGGGCUGCGCUCAGAGACUGAGAUGCUAGAGAUCUUGUAA